CGCAGGCUGGAUUGCAACUCUGGAGGGAUGCAGCCGGUGUGUAGCUGCGGUGGUGGACGGCGACAGUUAAUAGCAGUGAGGGCAUUGGGUGCAGCAGGAGAGAGGUAACAACAGCAGGACUGCAGAGAAGGGAAAGAGCGAUCAGUACGGUAAAGAAAAUCUACAAGGAACAAUGGAUGAGACGUUGAUCACAACUAUCAACAAGCUUCAAGAUGCGUUGGCACCUUUAGGGGGCGGCUCAACAUCUCCAAUCGACUUGCCGCAGAUCACUGUGGUUGGUUCGCAGUCCUCCGGUAAGUCUUCUGUGUUGGAAAACAUUGUCGGGAGAGAGUUCUUGCCACGGGGAACGGGUAUUGUCACAAGAAGACCUUUGGUUUUACAGCUCAUCAACAGAAGACCUGCCAAGCAGUCCGCGGCCAGCAACACGGACUUGUUGGACUUGCAGACGCACGACAGCAAGGGGAACAAGACGGAGAACAACGCCGACGAGUGGGGAGAGUUCUUGCACUUGCCGGGGAAGAAGUUCUACAACUUCGACGACAUCCGGAGCGAGAUCGUCAAGGCGACCGACUCGACAGCAGGCAAGAAUGCGGGCAUCUCCCCGGUGCCAAUCAACCUCAGAAUCUACUCGCCACACGUGUUGACGUUGACGUUGGUUGACUUGCCCGGCUUGACCAAGGUGCCCGUGGGCGACCAGCCCGUGGACAUCGAGAAGCAGAUCAGAGAAAUGAUCUUGAAGUUCAUCUCCAAGCCCAACGCCAUCAUCUUGGCCGUCAAUGCUGCCAACCAGGAUUUGGCGAACUCGGAUGGGUUGAAGUUGGCGAGAGAAGUCGAUCCGGAAGGAAUGAGAACCAUCGGUGUCUUGACCAAGGUCGACUUGAUGGACCAGGGCACCGACGUCAUUGACAUCUUGGCCGGCAGAGUCAUUCCUUUGAGAUCAGGGUACGUUCCAGUCAUCAACAGGGGCCAGAAGGACAUAGAAAACCACAAGACAAUCAGAGCAGCUUUAGAGGACGAACGUAGAUUCUUUGAAGACCACCCUUCCUACAGUUCCAAGGCCCAAUACUGUGGUACUCCGUUUUUGGCCAAGAAGUUAAAUAACAUUCUUUUGAGUCACAUCAGGGCAACUUUGCCCGAAAUCAAGGCUAAGAUUGAAACUGCGUUGAAGAAGUAUCAGAACGAGCUCUCGGCCUUGGGUCCCGAGACUGUCGAAUCUCCUUCUUCUACCGUUUUGAGUGUCAUUACAGACUUCUGUAACGACUACAACGGUGUGCUAGACGGUCAAACAAAAGAUAUCUCAUCGAACGAACUUAGCGGUGGUGCCCGUAUCAGUUUUGUGUUCCACGAGGUGUUUAAAAAUGGUGUCUACGCGCUUGAUCCUUUCGACCGUAUCAAGGAUGCAGACAUUAGAACAAUAAUGUACAACUCGUCUGGUUCGUCUCCUUCGCUUUUUGUUGGCACUGCUGCCUUCGAGGUUUUAGUCAAGCAGCAAAUCAAGAGAUUCGAAGAACCAUCUCUGCGUUGUAUUUCCUUGGUUUUCGACGAAUUGGUAAGAAUUCUUUCCCAAGUUCUAGCCCAACCUGAAUAUUCCAGAUUCCCUGCCUUGAAAGAACGCAUAUCGCAAGUUUUCACCAUAUUUUUGCGUGAAAUUAUGAGUCCUACAAACACCUUUGUCACUGACAUAAUCCACGCUGAAGAGUGUUACAUCAAUACUGCUCACCCAGAUCUCUUGAAGGGUUCCGAAGCAGUGGCAAUGGUCAAUGAGAAAGUUCAUCCACGCGCUCCAGCUGUCCAGGUCGACCCAAAGACUGGUAAGCCUCUCAAAAACAGCGCCUCAUCAAGCAGUGCCAAUGCAAGUGGCAACAGUGCAAAUGCAGUGGUGGCAGAAGAAGACAAGUCCGGCUUUUUCUCAGGUUUCUUCAGUACUCGUAACAAGAAGAAACUUGCUGCCAUGGAGGCUCCACCAGCGGUUUUGAAGGCUACAGGUGGAAUGAGUGACAAGGAAGUCAUUGAGACAGAAGUUAUCAAAUUGCUCAUUUCCAGUUACUUUGGAAUUGUCAAGCGUACAGUUGCAGACUUGGUGCCGAAGGCCGUCAUGUUGAAGUUGAUCCAGCAGAGUCGUUCUGAUAUUCAGAAGGUUUUGCUAGAAAAGCUGUAUGCAGACAAGAACAUCGAAAGUUUGGUGAAGGAAAACGAUUUUACAGUUGCACGUAGAAAGGAAUGCAAGAAAAUGGUGGAGGUUUUGCGUAAUGCUGCCGAGAUUGUCACCAGCGUCUGAUGAAUCUGGACAGAUCACAGUACUUUAUUAGUUGAUACGAUAUACGUCUCUGUAGAUGUGUAUGUGUUUAUGUAUAUGUUAACGUAACGGCCAUACUGAGAGGUGCAACCAAACCGAGGGAACUCAUUAUGCGGAAGGCCGGACCUGUGCACUGAAAUCCGAG
This is a messenger RNA of Pichia membranifaciens NRRL Y-2026, 2441 nucleotides long. RefSeq lists its product as hypothetical. The record is from RefSeq and is a predicted model, not a curated record. NCBI's taxonomy places the organism in Eukaryota, Fungi, Ascomycota, Pichiomycetes, Pichiales, Pichiaceae. The transcript has a single exon. Gene Ontology annotation, biological process: peroxisome organization. Gene Ontology annotation, cellular component: peroxisome; cytoplasm; membrane. Gene Ontology annotation, molecular function: GTPase activity; microtubule binding; GTP binding. Bases 173 to 2278 code for a protein of 701 amino acids.